Drosophila takahashii is the source of this 391-nucleotide messenger RNA. RefSeq names its product tissue factor pathway inhibitor. NCBI's taxonomy places the organism in Eukaryota, Metazoa, Arthropoda, Insecta, Diptera, Drosophilidae. Gene Ontology annotation, molecular function: serine-type endopeptidase inhibitor activity. The record is from RefSeq and is a predicted model, not a curated record.
AAGACCUUAUUCCUAUAUCACCAUAGACUGAACAAAGUUUCCUACUAAAAUGCGGAAUUCCACCUUGAUUUUUAUUACUGCCGUAAUGGUCUUGUACCUUUGGGUGGAUGUUAGUGGAGUGGUAAGAUGCAAGGGAAAACCUGGAGCGCCAAAGUGCAAUGGGACUUUUGAUAGCGGUAAUAAUCGCAGAAGAAAGUGCAAAGACUCGGCUAAUAAAAAUAUGUGGCAUUAUAAUACAAUGACUAGAAACUGCACCAAAAUAAAUUACCUUGGAUGUGGCGGCAAUGAUAAUCGCUGGUGCACAAAGGUAUUAUGUGAGGGCUGCCGUCCGAGAGUAUAAAUAUAUAAUAAAUAGACCCCAUUUAGAAUAAAACAAUGUGUGAUUAAAUUA